Molecule: messenger RNA, 2486 nt
Organism: Thalassophryne amazonica
Lineage: Eukaryota; Metazoa; Chordata; Actinopteri; Batrachoidiformes; Batrachoididae
Gene: lrrc41
Product: leucine rich repeat containing 41
Exons: 10
Coding region: 113-1999 (628 amino acids)
Source: RefSeq, a predicted model, not a curated record
CUCUCUGGUGGUUUUUAUCUCGGUGUUUGUCUCCUGAUGUCCUCCAUCGGUUUUUUUUAUCUCUCUGUGACGGCAGAAGGAGUUACUUUUUUUUUUUUUAUCUUUGACUUUGAUGUCGGACACUCGGUGUGUUUUGCGCCUGAAGGCGUUGUGCGUGCGCGCAGUUUGCGCACAUUUUACUCUCCUGGACGUGUCCGCUGUUGUUGAGCUUCCGACGUCCCUCAUAAAUGAUCUUCUUCCUCAUCUGAACGUACGUUUCUUGGAUGAACUUCAACCAGCCCUGAAUGUGAGAGGUAUCUCCACCUACAGAGGAUGGCUUUCGGUCCUACGGAGCAUCGGUGCAUCUCAUCGUCUGUUUCUCAUUCGCACAGAAGCAGAAGCCAAACAACAAGUGAUGGAGAUGUUGUUUCCUUCAGUUUUUUAUCACUCCAAAAAUGAACUCAUCACCAGGCACAUUUCAAAUAUCGAUACCAAGUCCCUCCUGUUGGUCAUGGCCAAAAACCUGAGACACUUUUCCAUCAGACCCACCUCUCAGUGCCUUCAAGGUUUAACUGCUGAGCAGUGGCCUCUGUUGGCCAUGUUGGAGAGCAGCGUCAGGAGUGUUGGAGUCGUCCACCGCCUGGACCUGUCAGCCCACCAGUCACGCUGCGCUCUCUACGUGCUUCAUCGCCUGCUUGACCACGGCCACACCACCAAAGUGGUGAUAUGUGAGCAGGCUCUGCCGAUGCUGGCCUGGGUCCUACAGGACAGGGACUCUUGCUUUGUCAGUCCCUCUGCCAGCAUGGCUCCUGGACCUGAAACAAAAACCUUUGAUGUACAUGACGUGGAUCACGUCCCUCCACGCAAACGCCAGCUGCUGGAUUCUGCGCCUGUGAUGAAGGACUCCAACAUUUCCACAUAUCCUUUGAGCCCAAAGGAUCUUUGUCAGACCUUCAGUCGGUGUGCUGGUCCAUCACUGCCGGAUUGUCCACGUGGACAAAUCCAGUCUCUGCAGAUCAAUCAGUGUGGACCCGCCACGCUCAGCAUCCUGAUCCGCCGGCUGCCAUCAUGGUUUUCCCUGCAAUCCUUGUCUCUGCACAGCCGCUGGACCUUCUGCGAUUCAGACGUGCUGUCCUUGGCAAGGCCCCUGAAGCAGCUGUCUGAGAGCCUCAGCAGCUCUCUGACUGAGCUCAGCAUCAGCGUGCUACCCUCUGCUGACCUGGUGGACACGCUGCUGGAUGCAUGCACCAACCUGACCAGCCUGUCUGUGGAGAUCCAACUCAUGGCAGAGGGACUGCACCACCCCAGGUCUGCUGAGCUAGCCACUAUCUCAGAACUGCCUCUGGAGAAGCUGUCAGUCAAAGCAGCUCAGAUGCAAAUGGACAUGGUGUGGUUGACGUCAUUGCUGAGACGAUGUCCAGGUCUAAGCUGGCUUCAGGUCUGUGGGAUCAGACUACCCCAGGGUUCCUCACAUCACCGGCUCCUCUGCACUCUUUCAGCAUCCAAUCAGAGUUUGAGAAGACUCCAGCUGGAGGACAUCAAUCUGUCAGGUUGCCUCUGUGACAUCAUAAAGUUAUUGAGCGCCUGUGCUUUGGAAGAGCUGUGCCUCAGAGACUGUCGGCUCGUUGAGAAGUGCAGUGAUAAGGACGAAUAUGUGUGCCAGCUGGUGUCCGCUCUCAACAAAAUACCAUCUCUGCACUCACUCAGUCUGGCUCAGAACCGCCUUGGCAGCAGUGUGUGUGUGCUGGUGGAUCUGUUCUCAGGACCAUCCCAGAGCUCUGUGAGACAUCUGGACCUGAGCUCUAACUUCGUUCAGCCGGCUGACCUGCUGGAGUUCGGACACAGAUUGAAAGCACAGCGUCUGUGUCACCGACUGACAUUGGACCUCCGGGAGAACCCUGGGGAUCGAGACCCGGAGACCUGGAAUGCCGCUCUGGGUGCUCUUCGUCCAUUGUGUGAGCUGGUGAUUGAAGGCUGGAACUCCACAAACAUGAUGGCUGACCACAUCAGCAACAUGUGAGCAGAGCAGGAAGUGAGCAUCGACCACAUCAACAACAUGUGACCAGAGCAGGAGUGCGCCUUGAUCCUGAGCUGGCGGGCUAAAGACCAUCUUUUCCCUCAAAUGUUGUUUGACUUUAAUUUAUUCCACCUGUGAGGGGGCAGAGCGUUCUGCUAUCAGCCUUCUGGCUGUUCUUUGUUCUCUGUUUGUUUACUGUUGUGAAAUAAAUUCUUUUGAGUGUUGCAGAUUUUUCAUCUUUCGACCUGGAACCCAUGUGGAUCCAAUCUGUCCCUGUUCCAGCCUGAAACUGUCUGAGUGCUGAUUCAACUGACAAACACUCCUCCAAUGACAGCCACCGAAGCCUGUAACAGCAUUAGAGCUGUGUGAGUGUCUUGAUGGCUUCCCUCACUUGUCUCCUUCCAGCAUGCCCCCUGCUGACAGGUUUGCUAUACUGCAUUGCACUUUGACUGAUGUUCUUGUGUUCAUCCCUGAAAACAACUAACAGCAA